AGCGCGCCACCAGCAAGCGCUGGCCCCUCGAGAGGUCAUGUGACCGAGCGGCGGGCGCUGGCGCCCACGUGACCCGAGCGCAUGGCGGCGCCCGGAGAGGCCGGGCCGGGCGGGGCUGGCGCGCGCUUCUUCUGCACGGCGGGCCGCGGCCUGGAGCCCUUCGUGCUGCGCGAGGUGCGCGCGCGGCUGGCGGCCACGCAGGUUGAAUACAUCUCAGGAAAAGUGUUCUUCUCCACCUGCUGUGGCUUGAACAUGCUGAAAAAGUUAAAAUCUGCAGAAAGGAUAUUUCUGCUGGUCAGAAAGCGGCUCCCACUUGCUAGACAUCGAGGAAAGAUACUCCGGGAACUGCAAAGCCUUAUAAGCGACGACCCCGGAAGCUGGCUGGGUGCCGUUUCCAUCUGGAAGAACCUCCUCGAAGCUGAUGCAGAGGGAGAGAAAGUUCCUCUCCGCCACGUUAAGGCCCUGAAGAGGAAAGCGGGGAGCGGCGCUGCCACGGGCGCCGAGAAGCAGAGAGCAGAGGCGUGGGCAGCGGCCGGGCCGCAGGGGCAGCGGGACCCCGCGGGCGCCCAGGGCGGCGUCACCUUCCGCGUGUCCUGCCGCUGCAGCGGGGCCGUGGGCCGGGCGUGCACCGCGCAGCUUCUCCAGGAGGCGGGGCGCGUGCUGGGAGUGGCCCUGAAGAAGCAGUUCGGCUGGCAGGCGGACCUGAGGCGCCCAGGCGUGGAGAUCUUCGUACAUCUGAAUGACAUUUACUCCGUGGUGGGAAUUCCUAUUUUCCGGGCGCCGCUGGCCAGCAGGGCCUACAUCCAGACGGCCGGACUGCGCUCCACCGUCGCCUGGGCGCUGGCCUCGCUCGCGGACAUCCAGGCCGGGGCCUUCGUCCUGGACCCCAUGUGUGGCCUUGGGACAAUCCUCCUGGAAGCUGCCAAGGAGUGGCCGGACGUGUACUACGUGGGCACCGACGUCAGCGAAAAGCAGCUGCUCGGAGCCUCCGAUAACCUGAGGGCUGCUGGCCUGCAGGACAAGGUGGAGCUCCUCCGAGCCUCCGUCACAGGGCUGCCGUGGCCGUCAGGAAGCGUCGACGCCGUGAUUUCCGACGUUCCCUUCGGGAAGAAGUUCCGGCUGGGCGCGGGGCUCGGCCGCGUGCUGCGGGAAAUGCAGAGGGUCCUUCGAGUCGGCGGGACCCUCGUACUGCUACUCAGUGAAGACCCCCAGGGAUGCCUCAGCGGCUGGAACAAGAGCAGCACCACACUGUCCCCUGGAGCAGGACCCGCGGACGAGCAUGGACCAGCAAUGCACUCAGUGGCCAGGGCAGAGACAGAGCCCGACACAGAGAGGACAGAGGUGGGCGUGGCCAGGAAAGAGCCACCUCCUGGGGGCAUGGUCUGUGGAGAGGGUGUGGCCAGGGCAGAGCCACUUCCUGGGGGCAUGGUCUCUGUGGAGGGCGUGGCCAGAGCAGAGCCACCUCCUGGGGGCGUGGUCUGCGGGGAGGAGGGGUCCUUGAUUCUGGUGGAGCAGUUUCCCGUGAGCCUGGGCAAGACCGAGGCCUUCCUGUGCAAGUACAAGAAGGGCCCCCAGCUGGGACCCCCGCUGGCGAGCGGUCAGUGCUUGGCCGUGGGAGAGGAUGUCCUGGAUCGUGUCCGGGACCCAGGCCCACAGGUGCCCCUGCAGGCCUGAGACCAGGCGAGGGUCCAGGUUCCGUCCCUGGACGCUGGUCUGUGCUUCGUGCCCGGGAGGCUUGACGGGUGGGUGCGUCCACGCAGGCAGGACUCGGCCGGCGGGCACAGGGGCUGCUCUGCCUCCCUUUUGGCUGGGAUUCCGGCCGCCCGGUGGUGUUCAGUGGUGCUAGGUCCAACCCGGGUCUCCCACGGGCGGCCUCCCCCAGGGCCCCCGACUAUGGUGCUUGGGCGGAGCCUCCUGUGUCCAGCUGCCCGCUUGGAAGCAGGGCCGGAGCUCAGGGACUGUAAUGCAGGAACCACUGUUCCCUCUGCCGAUAGUAAACUUGGUGUUUGGAACCUGCA
Sorex araneus (European shrew) is the source of this 2018-nucleotide messenger RNA. It is a transcript of the gene THUMPD2, whose product is annotated as THUMP domain containing 2. The transcript has 10 exons. Gene Ontology annotation, biological process: tRNA methylation. Bases 82 to 1674 code for a protein of 530 amino acids. The record is from RefSeq and is a predicted model, not a curated record. Lineage: Eukaryota; Metazoa; Chordata; Mammalia; Eulipotyphla; Soricidae. Gene Ontology annotation, molecular function: RNA binding; tRNA (guanine) methyltransferase activity.